AUGGCCACCAAGGAGCGAUUACCUGUUUUUCCAUCAAGAGCUUCCCAACUGCAAAUGAAAGCCCGCCUGGCUAAUGCACAAAAAGGACAUAGUUUAUUACGAAAAAAAUCAGACGCAUUGCAAUUAAAAUACCGACAAAUUUUGAAAAAGUACAAAGAGCUCAAGGACGUUUCAGUUGGAGCCAUGAAAAAGGCCAUGUUCUCCCUUGCCGAAGCCAAGUUUACUGGAGUCGACUUCGGUCAGCUAAUUUUCCAAGAAGUGGACGAAGCCAAAGUCAAGGUUAGACUUAGACAAGAAAACAUAGCUGGAGUGAGCCUUUGUGUCCUGGACCUUCUCACGAAAUCCUCGGAUAUAUCUCUCGUGGGACUGGGACGAGGUGGACAGCAGAUAUCAAAUGUUCGGUUGCAGUUCUACACCGUGUUGCAGAUAUUCGUGAUGAUGGCACAAAUGCAAAGUGCAGUGAAGACACUUUCGGUUCACAUAAGACAGCUGAACCGAAGGAUCAAUUCAAUUCAGUACGUCAUCAUGCCCUGCAUUUUGCGGACAUUGGAUUAUAUUUCGACGGAAAUGGAUGAAUAUGAACGUGAGGAAUUUUAUCGAUUGAAAAAGAUCCAGCGCAGUAAAAGGCAUUCGUGGCUGAAUCGUUCACGACAGUCUCAAGUGAAAACUGGCGCUCGAAAUGAGCCAGUGCUAGGGGCGGCUGGGGAAGUGUCAAACGUUUGUUCGAUGGGUGUCGGGAGCGGUGAUGCAGGGACGGAUAGCAUUUUCCAGGAUGACGACGAUGAUAUUAUAUUUUGA
Molecule: messenger RNA, 798 nt
Organism: Hermetia illucens (black soldier fly)
Lineage: Eukaryota; Metazoa; Arthropoda; Insecta; Diptera; Stratiomyidae
Product: V-type proton ATPase subunit D 1-like
Exons: 1
Coding region: 1-798 (265 amino acids)
Cellular component (GO): proton-transporting V-type ATPase complex
Molecular function (GO): proton-transporting ATPase activity, rotational mechanism
Source: RefSeq, a predicted model, not a curated record